This is a messenger RNA of Malus domestica (apple), 2016 nucleotides long. RefSeq names its product alpha/beta hydrolase domain-containing protein VTE7-like. The record is from RefSeq and is a predicted model, not a curated record. NCBI's taxonomy places the organism in Eukaryota, Viridiplantae, Streptophyta, Magnoliopsida, Rosales, Rosaceae.
UUACACCAUUGAAGAAGAUGUCAAGUCCUCUGAUCGACCCUUCUAUGAUCACUGCCUAUGCACAGAUCAGAACUCAAACUUCUCAACGUAGAGUAUCCGUUUGAAUACCGGUGACUUUGAAAAAUUUCUCGUCCGACACCCCUUAAAAUAUAGCAAGAUUCUCUAUAUUUAGUUGAUCAUAAUCCAUGUUAAUGUCAUGCGAUUGAGUUAGUUGCCUUAUACGAGUUGCUGCUCCACACAAGAACAAACCCAUGCUUUUUUUGAGAGAAAAAUAGCAUAUACAGUAUGAAGACUUAGCCCAUCUCAAAAUUUGACAUCUGACACCCCUUGUCUACCUAAAUUCACUUUUAUCAUCGAGUUGUCGGAGGUUUGCACGUAAGGUAAAUUUAGACGAGUUCACCAUCAAGUGCGUAAAUCAGGAUGAGACGUGAGCCGUUCAACGAAACUACGGCCGUCAAAGUUGACAAAUUUCUGAGCACCUUACUGUGCUGUCACGCCCUAAGCAAUCCAAGUAGAAAUCCCCUCUCCUUCCUGUUUUGUUUUGUUUUUCUUUUUGGCAGCACACACUCUCUCUCUCUCUCUAGUUUUUCAUUUCAGUGGAAAGCAAAAACCAGCUGCACAAUCCGCACGGCAUUCUGCUUUGCAGCUGCCAGAUCAACGGAAGAAUCAGAAUGAUGCCGCUAAUGUGGUGUUCUGCCCCACUGUCGCCACCGCCGGAAGCGGUGGUGGGUACGUUAAUGGCAAAGAAAGAUGGAAGCUUUAGGAGUGUGGUGAUCAAUAUGAGGGGUGCAGGUACAAAUAAUGGGUUCCCAUCGUUCCUUCCAAAGGAGGUUGAGAAAAUUAAGGACCCAUAUGCCAGAACGUUGGCUCAGAGGAUGGAGAGGCUCCCUGUGCCGAUUGCGUCGUCGGAAAGUUGUAUCAUGAGUAGUUGUGUAAGGCCACGAAAACAAAGUGAGAUCAAUCCGGUGGUUCUCCUCCAUUGCUUUGACAGUUCUUGUUUAGAAUGGAGGUGUGCGUACCCCCUGCUUGAAGAGGCCGGGUUGGAGGCUUGGGUUGUUGAUGUUCUUGGGUGGGGCUUCUCUGAUUUAGAAAGGUGUCCACCAUGUAGCGCGGCAACCAAGCGGCAUCACCUCUAUCAGUUUUGGAAGUCCUACAUCAGAAGACCGAUGGUAUUAGUUGGACCAAGCCUAGGUGGUUCUGUUGCAAUUGACUUUGCAUACCACUAUCCAGUAGCUGUUGAAAAGCUGGUUUUAAUCAAUGCAAGCGUCUACGCAGAAGGCACCGGAGACAUGGCAAAGCUACCUAAAGCUGCGGCCUACGCUGGGGUUUCUUUAUUGAAGAGCACCCCUCUACGCUUCUACGCAAAUAUGCUGGCCUUCAAUGACAUUUCAUUAGCUACAACCUUUGAUUGGACUAAUGUCGGACGCUUACACUGUCUGCUGCCUUGGUGGAAAGAUGCAACAGUCAGUUUUAUGAGUAGCGGAGGCUAUAAUGUCGUUUCCCAAAUAAAACAGGUGAAGCAGAAAGUACUAGUGAUUUGCAGCGAGCAAGACAAUAUUAUCAGCUACAAACAAAUAUUGAGGCUGCGUUGUGAGCUUUCGUCUGCAAUCAUGCGGCUAAUACCGGAUAGCGGACAUCUCCCUCACGUUGAUAAUCCCGCCUCCAUCGCAAAACUAAUUGCAGGGUUUGCUCGGAACAGGUCGUUGCUGAGAGAAUCCCUCCUCUGGUCCUUUGUGGCAGAAUUAUAGGACUUACUCCCUGCUAAGAGGCUCCGUUCUUCUUCUUGGCAAUACUAAGUUUCUCUUUAAACACUUCUUUUUAUAGUUGUGAGCUAAUAGAAGACUUAGCGCAAAACUGAGCGCAGUGGCGUUAUAUAGUUCAUACAGCCGACUCCACUUAAUGGGAUGAGGUUUUGUUGUUGUUGUUGUACUUAUUUUUAUAGUUGGAGUUCCAUGACUUACACAUUUAUCGUAUUUUCUUAUAUAAUUUGAAUCUGAAUAAGAGAUUGAACAGCUA